CCCAGAUUUCACAGAAGCCACUUGCUUGGAGCAGACUACCAUGACAAGCCAGUCUCAGGGGAUCCACCAGCUUCUUCAGGCAGAAAAACGGGCCAAGGACAAGCUAGAGGAAGCCAAGAAGAGAAAAGGAAAGCGAUUGAAGCAAGCCAAGGAGGAAGCAAUGGUAGAAAUUGACCAGUACAGAAUGCAGAGAGAUAAAGAGUUUCGACUAAAACAAUCUAAGAUAAUGGGCUCUCAGAAUAAUCUCUCAGAUAAAAUAGAAGAACAAACACUAGGGAAGAUACAAGAACUUAAUGGACACUACAAUAAGUAUAUGGAAAGUGUGAUGAACCAGCUCUUGAGCAUGGUCUGUGACAUGAAACCAGAAAUCCAUGUGAACUACAGAGCCACCAACUAAAUGUACAUCACAGUUUUCAAGAAAAAAAAAGGUGUGUGAGUGCCACCUGGUUGCUUAUGGCUUCGUGUUUUUAUGUUGAGAAAUUUGAAAUGAGAACCUUAAAUUUACAUUUACAGGAAAUGUGACAUAACUCAUACAUCGCCACUGAAUUAAACAAAACAAAAUACAACUGUUGCUAUAUCUUUUCUAGUAAUAAUUAUGACCUUGUCACUUAACUUGGAGUAAGUCAAGAAUGCAAAAUAGUAACAUGUUUUUUAACACUUGAAAGAAAAACAUGGUCAUGACAGCUUUUUAGUGGGCAUGGGUUUUUUAUUUCUUCUCCUUUUCAUCAAUUUAGAAAAUGUGCUCUUAAUUGUAUUAAAUGGUAAUUUGCUAAAAGAUAAUCUUUAAGCAAGAUAUAAUUAUGACUCUUCAACAGAUCUAAAAAUGAACAUGUCAAGGGUUUUAUUUAAUUCAGUAAUCAAUGGGAAACCAGUAAAACAGAGAGAUAGAGACAAAGAAUGAUGGGUUAUAUAGCCAUUUUUAAACAUAGAUGGGGUUUAUAAUCAUUCUGUCUGUCUGACCUCAACUAAACAGAUAUUAUUUUUAAAAGAAAAAAGUAAAUGAUAAAUAAGCUAAUAACAUAGAUUUUGGAGCUUUGAGAAAAAAAAAAAAAGAAAUACAAAGAAAACUCCCAGGAGAUAUACUAGGUUAGUGUGCCACUAGCCCAGUCUCCUAGUUACAGCUAAGCUAAACUCUUGUUAAAUACUAAGUACUUUGUUAGUGCAAUGUAUAUAUCAUCUCAAUCCUACCGUGUAAGCAGUAUUAGCGCUCUUGUUUUACAAAAUGAGAUGCAAAGAUGAAGGAACUUAUCUGGAGUUGUUUGGAUAACAGUGGCAGCACUGAGCUUUGAACUGGGCAAUGUGACUCCAAUGUUCACACCCUUUACUUCUUACCAAACUGCUUACCUGCACAGCUCCUAUAUUUGCAUUAGUAAGAAGCACGGGUGCUAUAAAGUCUUUGAUUUUCCAGUAAUACAUGCAGACAAAUUUUAAUUCCAGUCUAAACAAAAGUUAAUUAUUGUCACCAAA
Molecule: messenger RNA, 1467 nt
Organism: Pan troglodytes (chimpanzee)
Lineage: Eukaryota; Metazoa; Chordata; Mammalia; Primates; Hominidae
Gene: ATP6V1G3
Product: ATPase H+ transporting V1 subunit G3
Exons: 3
Coding region: 41-397 (118 amino acids)
Biological process (GO): synaptic vesicle lumen acidification
Cellular component (GO): vacuolar proton-transporting V-type ATPase, V1 domain; vacuolar proton-transporting V-type ATPase complex; synaptic vesicle membrane
Molecular function (GO): ATP hydrolysis activity; proton-transporting ATPase activity, rotational mechanism
Source: RefSeq, a predicted model, not a curated record